GGUAAUGGCUCAAGCUCAAGUACCUGUUACCAAUACAUGCACUCAUCAUCCAAUGCAAAUUUACCAGUUCUACUGUGAAAAUGACAAUACACUGGCAUGCAGAUUAUGUGUAACUAGCAUACACCAAGGUCACACCUUAUCUGAUCUCAGUGAACAUGCAAAAUCAAAAAGAAGGGAGUUGAAAGAUCACCUUCAAAGCAUGAAAGACGAAUUACAAUUGAUUCAAGAUGAAGAAAAGCAAAAUGAUCAGCAUCUUGAUGAAAUGGAACGGAAAAGAUCGUUCAUUGUACAAACCAUUUCGGACAAAGCUGAAUAUGUAAAAGAAAAAGUUGAAGAAGCUAAGUGUAAACUUGAGGAAGAAUUCAAGGCAUUGCAGAAGAUCGACAAAACUCUUUUGGGUAAUUGUAAACAGAAGGCUGCAGCAUGCAGAGAAAAGCUUCAAAAACACAUGGAAACUGUAGAGAAGCAGCUAUCUAAUAAUGAUACUGAUUUACUUCAUUGGAUAUCUAAAAAUAGAUUUGAUCCACUUUGUUUUGAUAGGUCAUUUUUAACUGAAAUGGCAUUGGGUAAACCAUCUGAAUAUAGAUUUGAUUCAAUAGAGAUUGAUGAAAAGCGUAUGGCACGUAUGAUUGGUCGUUUUCAAAAUGUCUGUUAUAUAGACCAUGUUUGCUCAGAUGCUGAAUUUCAAGGUCAAAUAGAAUUGAAUAGCUCAAUUGAUUUUAAAAGCAAUUUUCCAAAUUAUCAACAUGUUGGGACGGUCUUUCCUGUUCAUGGGGAAUUGGCAUGGAUUGGAUUUCAGCGCCCUGAAAUUUUACAUUUGGUAACCAAAAAAGGCAGUGAAAAGAUGAAAAUUCUUGUAGGUUUUGAUUUCAAAGAUAUGAAGAUCACAAAGUAUGGUGAUAUACUAAUAUCAGAAGAAAAAGGUUCAAAAGUUUGGAGAUUUACCUUUUGUGGAAGGAAACAGGAAUUUUAUGAUGCAUCACCAUUUAUAACUAGAUGUAUGUGUGUCACAAGAAAUGGCGAAGUUCUGCUUUGUCUUCAUAAGAGUGGUACUAAAGGUAAAAUUGUAAAAUUGAGUCCCACUGGUAAAGUUAUGGCUGAAUAUUCAGAGAAUCAAAAUGGAAAAGAAAUGUUUCAAAAACCUGAUAGAAUUAUUCAGAAUGUAAAUGAUGAUAUUAUAGUCAUUGAUUGGGGAACAAAAGCAAUACAAGGAUUUAGUCAGGAUUUCACAAAGAUUAAGUUUACGUAUAGUGGAUCUCCAAAACCAGCAGGACCAAAGCCCUUCACACCAUAUGGCAUAGUAAAUGACAGGAUGGGUCAUUUAUACAUAGCAGAUUAUGAGAAUCAUAUAAUCCAUGUUCUUCGACCAGAUGGAAAUUUCUUAUCCUUUCUCCAAUUCAAGGAGCUGGAAAAAAAUUGGCCCAGAAGGGUUGCAGUAGAUUUGAAAAGUUUCUUAUGGAUUGGGUGUAAUAAUGCUAAAUUGUACAGAAUUAGUCUCCAUAAUUUGGGAUUACAGAUUUAAGUCUCACUGCUCUAGUCAGUUACAAAAUGUAUAUAUUCUGUCAAAUUUAUUGACUAGAUGUGCAAAAUUUAUUCACUUACAGAUCAUACCUUUUCACUUGGUCUAAUCUUUUUAGUGUGAAAUGUGUUCGCAUUUAAUUGCCUGACCUGUCGUAAAUAAAUGGGUGUGUCUAUUCAUGUCUCUUGUCACUUUUGUAUAACAAGUGAAAUUUUUUUAUGAAUUUACCCGAAUUCAAAGAAGUUAAUGGGUCAGGCAAGCAAAUCUGGUAGCUCGAAACAAACUGACAGAUUCCUUAUAAUGUAUUAAAAUUUACAUUGACAUAACUAAAUGAUGUGUGAUGUUUUGAAUGCCUUUGUUUUCAUUAUACCUCAGUGUAAGUUUUAUGAUUUAUAUAAACUUUAUUAUGAUAAGUUAGAUAUUAAAAAGCAAUGUAUAGUUUUGUUUUUGUUAUUUUCAGUAUUUCUAGUGUAGCAAGUUUUUUUUCACAUGUACAAAUGAUGUAUGCAUUUUUCCAAUACGAAAAACAAACUUUUUCAUUACAUUAUAUAUUGUUUAUUAGGGUAUUAAUUUAUGAGCUUUGUUCACUUGUUUUUCUAGUUAAAAAAUGUAUAUUUUUAACAGAAAAAGUCAUAUAUUCUGCUGAAUCUCCUAUGGGAUACAAUGUGGUUUGAUUUUUUUAUUGUACAAAAAGUAGAAAAAGAGGUGGAAAUAUACCAUAGGGCAUGUAGGGAGAAUCAAAAUUCAUAAUUGGAAGAAAUAUACACACAAUCAAGGCAAAAAAAAUAAUAAAAGCCAUAAAAAGACAACAACAAAAAAACCACACCAUACCAAAAGCUGAAUGAUUCUCAGGUGCUCCAAAAGGGUAAGGUAUCUCAGCUCCACAUGUGGCACUCAUCAUGUUGCUCAUUGUAAGUGCAAAUUCGGUGCUAAGUCUAGAAUUAAGAUUGGAAUUGUUUUCAAUGGUGGCAGUUGAAUUGAAAAUGGUGGUUUGACAAGCAUUUCAAAUAUUUAUGAUCUUAUUUUUUAAGAGUGUAGUAAUAUCAUAUACAGAACUAGGUAUAGCAGUCAUGUUGGGAAGAAUCUGUUUUUUUUCUAAUGAUGUUUAGAACAAUAUUUACGCAUUAAACUUUUUAUUCAUCAAGUAUGGUCCUAUUGUAACAUGGCAUCAUAGUCACACUAAUUAAAUCAGAGGCUGGUGAUAAAAAAUUUUAUCAAUAAAAAUCAUUGAACUUUUACAAUAAUUUGGAAAAAUCUCCCUCUGAAGAUAUGUCUCCUGUUUCUUGUGAAUAAAUUCAUUAAUGAUUGUAAUCCUUUGAAUUUUUUUUUAUUAAAAAUGUAUUAAUAUAAUUUAACGGCUAAAAGUAAAAAUAUUGUAGACAAUAAGUUGAAAGAUUUCAAUCACAAAAAACUGCCAGGGAAUUUACUCAUUUUAGAAGUUUGUUUUUUAUUAUAUUUUGCAACUUUGCAGAUGUGAUUACCAGACAAUUUGCAAUUUUUGUCUGCAAGAUCUUUUUUUUUACAUAUAUGAUAUUAAUUUUAUAUAUAUACACAUUAUAGUUCACAAUUUGUUAAUACAUGAACAGUUUACAAAUGGUAUAAUUUCUCAUGUUAAAUUUUUUUUAUUAUAUUUUAAAUGACUGUUAAAAAGCAUUUACUUUCAAAUAAAUAAUUUUAAUAAUAAAAACUUACUUUUUAUUUA
This is a messenger RNA of Mytilus californianus (California mussel), 3221 nucleotides long. RefSeq lists its product as uncharacterized. NCBI's taxonomy places the organism in Eukaryota, Metazoa, Mollusca, Bivalvia, Mytilida, Mytilidae. Bases 5 to 1522 code for a protein of 505 amino acids. Gene Ontology annotation, molecular function: ubiquitin protein ligase activity; zinc ion binding. The transcript has a single exon. The record is from RefSeq and is a predicted model, not a curated record. Gene Ontology annotation, biological process: protein polyubiquitination; proteasome-mediated ubiquitin-dependent protein catabolic process.